ACAAGCAAUUUUAUAUUCCUUCUCUUUGAAAUUAAUAAAUGUAAAAAUUCAACGUUAUCUAUAUACAUUUUUUUUUAAAUUAAAAUGAAUCAAUAUAAAUCUUUAUUUAAAAUUAAUGGAAUUCCUAUAUUACCGCCUUUGAUGACCGCCGAAAAAUAUGAAGAGUGUAGAAAAUACAAAUUAGAGGCUAGUAACUUAGAAAAAAGGCGAAAAAUGGAUUCCUUGUCAAAUUUUUCUGCAAGUGGUUGUGAUGAGCAAGAGUUGUCUGAUGAAGAGACUGAAACACUAGGUGGCAGUGUUCAGUCAAGUUUAGGAAAAUCAGAAACUCUUAUUUAUGAUGUUAUAAGCAAUACUGUUAUGAUACCAAAUGAAAAAUUUAAUAUUUCAGAAAAUAAAGCUCCUAAGGUUUUAAAAACUGACGCAGUUACUCUUUUGCCACAUGUGGAAAAUGAAGAAAAAUAUUGCUGGAAUGACAUUCCGUCCAUUAUCGUUAAUUCACCAAAGCACGUUGCACAAAAAUUAUGUUCAGUAAAUAUAGAAAAUGAAAAAUUCGAAGAAAACUCGAAUACUAAAUCAACCGCACAAUUUUGUGACAAGAUACCACCUUUAAUUAGAUCGGAUUCAUUUACAUUGGAAGUACCUAGCCUUGCACUUGUAAAUCAGCUGCUGAAACAGGACAAUUCAUUAAAAAAAAAUGAUGAUUUAACGCAGCAACCAAAAAUUCAAAGUAAGAUAAAAAAGUCAAAUGAACGAAUUUAUUUAAUGGAUAAUCGACGUAAGAAGAGUCCUUAUGAUUCAAAACUAAUAGUAAAAUCUAAGAAUCUCAAGAAACAUCAUAAGAAUUUAUCAUUGAAACCAAAAGCAAUUAUUGACAAAAAGGCCAAUUCCCCAUACGACGAGACAAACGAUCUGAAAGCCCGAUAUAUCAGAAAAUUGUUAGAUAGUUUUGAAGAGGAGCGGAAAGCUAAGUUGAAAAAACUAUUUGAAAAACAAAGAAAUGAACAAGAAAAAGUAGAAGAAAUAUUUGAAAAUCAGGAAAAAAUGCUUUUGCAAUUAUUUAAAAAUUUUGUCAAUAUCAAAGAUGUAAGCUUAUAAUGAAUUCAAUAUGUAGAAAAGGAUGAUAUGAAAUCUAUGAAUCAGAAUUAAAAAAUAAAUGUGCCUUUGAAAAUCAA
Condylostylus longicornis is the source of this 1172-nucleotide messenger RNA. RefSeq lists its product as uncharacterized. The coding region runs from base 85 to 1095 and encodes 336 amino acids. The transcript is spliced from 2 exons. NCBI's taxonomy places the organism in Eukaryota, Metazoa, Arthropoda, Insecta, Diptera, Dolichopodidae. The record is from RefSeq and is a predicted model, not a curated record.